CCGGGGCGGGGCCACCGCCCUCAAAGCCGCCGCCGGCGGCGGGACGCGGGCAGAGCCCGAGCGGGUCUGCGCGGUGGUUGCGCGGGGGCUGCGCAGGGGCUGCGCGGAGCGGGCGCCGGCGGCAGCACCAUGGAGAGCGGCGCCGCGGGGCGCCUGGACGCCGCCGCCUUUCUGAGCGCCUGGAGACGCUUCGACGCCGACGACAACGGUUACAUAGAAGGGAAGGAGCUUGACAAUUUUUUUCACCAUCUCCUGGAGAAACUGGGACCAGAGAACACCAUCACAGAAGAAAAAGUUCAGAGGAUGAAGGAGCAAUUCAUGUCUGCCCAUGAUGCCACCACUGACGCACGCUUUGAAAUCCAAGAGCUUGCAAAUAUGGUCUUGCCGGAUGAUGAGAACUUUCUGCUGCUUUUCCGACGGGAAACUCCCUUGGACAACAGCGUGGAAUUCAUGCGGAUCUGGCGCAGUUACGAUGCUGACAGCAGUGGAUUUAUUUCAGCUGGCGAGCUCAAAGAUUUCCUGCGAGACCUCUUUUUGCAGCAUAGCAAGGUGGUUGCUGAAGCAAAGCUGGAAGAAUAUACUGAUACCAUGAUGAAAAUCUUUGACAAAAACAAAGAUGGACGGCUGGACCUGAAUGACCUGGCAAGGAUUCUGUCACUCCAGGAAAAUUUCCUUCUUCAAUUUAAAAUGGAUGCUUGCAGCACAGAAGAAAGGAGGAGAGAUUUUGAGAAGAUCUUUGCACACUACGAUGUUAGUAAAACGGGAGCACUUGAAGGCCCAGAAGUGGAUGGGUUUGUCAAAGACAUGAUGGAACUGGUCAAGCCCAGCAUUAGCGGGGUGGACCUGGACAAGUUCCGCCAGAUCCUGCUCAACCACUGCGACGUGAACAAGGACGGGAAAAUUCAGAAAUCUGAACUAGCUUUGUGUCUCGGGCUUAAAAUGAAUCCAUAGCUGGGAGAGUGCUCGUGGUUGUGUUUCCCUUGUGAGAUUUGCCUGCUGCUCCUCGUAGAAGUGUGUCCGUGCUGCUGGGCAAGUGGUGGGGAGCAGGGGCACUGCACUGCCAUGCUGGACUGCGGCUGCAUGAAGAUGUAGCACAACUGGAUUUGCACAUGAGGGUCUCCCUGCUCCCUUUGUGGUUUUUGCUUCCUGCCACCACUUGUGGGUCCUCUUAGCACUGUCUCUGCCCAUGAGCAGAUGAGCUGUUCAGAAAACGGCUUGCUGUUCUUCUCCUGCCCCUGUGAAAUGCUGCCCUGCCCGUUCCCUAGGAUAGGGACAAGCAUCUCCUUAAAAAUGCCCCAUCAGUGCUCUCAGAGUGCAGCUACAAGGUGUUUUUGAUGGUCACCCUAUGCAUGAAGUCAUUACUUUGGUGAGCAUCGUGCUUUGUUCGUGCAUUUAAAAUACUGGAUGGCCAACAGUGUAUUUGUGCAGAAAUAAUAAUAAUAAUAAAAAAGGUAGUUACAGAAA
Molecule: messenger RNA, 1464 nt
Organism: Columba livia (rock pigeon)
Lineage: Eukaryota; Metazoa; Chordata; Aves; Columbiformes; Columbidae
Gene: SCGN
Product: secretagogin, EF-hand calcium binding protein
Exons: 11
Coding region: 130-951 (273 amino acids)
Biological process (GO): regulation of presynaptic cytosolic calcium ion concentration; regulation of long-term synaptic potentiation
Cellular component (GO): cytosol; terminal bouton; synapse
Molecular function (GO): calcium ion binding
Source: RefSeq, a predicted model, not a curated record